This is a messenger RNA of Trachemys scripta elegans, 2386 nucleotides long. RefSeq names its product nephrocystin 1 (gene NPHP1). Gene Ontology annotation, cellular component: cytoplasm; cilium. The transcript is spliced from 21 exons. The coding region runs from base 39 to 2192 and encodes 717 amino acids. Gene Ontology annotation, biological process: protein localization involved in establishment of planar polarity. Gene Ontology annotation, molecular function: protein binding. NCBI's taxonomy places the organism in Eukaryota, Metazoa, Chordata, Testudines, Emydidae. The record is from RefSeq and is a predicted model, not a curated record.
CAGUUCCGAGCGCCCAAGCGUUCGUCUCCUUAGCGACGAUGUCCGGGCGGAGGGGCCGGAGCCCGCUGCAGGGGGCUCAGCGGCGGGGCCGCGAGUUGCGGCAGCAGGUGGAUGCAUUGCUUGCUGACAGCAAGGAGAGGGGGGCCCUAGACCCUGCGAAAAGGAAGUACCUUUUUCAGAGAUGUAUGGAGUUGAAGAAAUCAGUGGAUGAAAAUACAUCUGUUCUUCAAAACUUGAAAAAAACUGAUGAGCCUGCACCUGUGGGGAAUUAUAAUCAGAGAAAAGAGGAGGAAGAAAAACAACUGUUAAAACUCUCUCAGCAGCUCCAGAAACUUGCUGCAGCCCUGAGUCAGGACAAUGUGACCAAGGGUUACACUGUAGAUGGGAAAUGUCAAAAUAGUCCUCCAACAGAACAGGAAAAUGAGGAAGAGGAGGAUGAGGUUGAAGAAAGUAGUGGGGAAGAAGAUGCUGAAGAGGAGGAGGAUGAAGAAGAGGAUGAUGAUGAUGAAUUGGAAGAUCAGCCAACAAUUAAAGAAUGUAUCACAGUUGGUGAUUUUGUUGCUCAGCAGGAAGGGGAUCUCACGUUUAAGAAAGGUGAAGUGUUGCUCAUACUUGACAAAAAGCCUGAUGGUUGGUGGAUGGCUAAAAAUUCCAAAGGGGAGAGAGGCCUUGUUCCUAAAACCUAUCUCAUGGCAUGCAAUAAAGGAGUUGGCCAAGAGCCAAGUGAAGAGGAAAGUGAGGAAGACAUAGAGGUGGUUGAUGAAACAGCAGAUAAAACCGAAAUUAAAAAAAGAACAGAUUCUCACUGGAGUGCUGUUAGAAAAGCUAUCACAGAGAAUAAUACCAUUGAUGUGUUGGCAACCAUGGGAGCUGUUCCUGCAGGAUUCCGACCAUCAACUCUCUCCCAACUCUUAGAAGAAGGGAAUCAGUUUCAAGCCAGUUACUUCAUACAGCCUGAAUUGACUCCUUCACAACUGGCUUUCAAAGACCUAGUGUGGAACCCCGAAAAAGACACUAUUCAGCCAAGACCAACUCGAGUAUCACUGAUUUUAACUUUAUGGAGUUGUAAAAUGAUUCCUCUUCCAGGAGUGAGCAUACAGGUUCUCAGUAGACAUGUUCGACUCUGUCUUUUUGAUGGUAACAGGGUACUGAGUAACAUUCAUACAGUUAGAGCUACAUGGCAACCUAAAAAUCCCAAAACAUGGACCUUCUCUCCACGGGUAACAGGCAUUUUACCCAGCCUGCUUGAUGGUGACUGUUUUAUCAGGUCCAAUUCUUCAUCUCCAGACAUUGGUAUAUUAUUUGAACUUGGCAUCACUUAUAUUCGCAAUCGCAUCACUAAAGGUUGUUUGGAGGCUUUACAACUAUGCAUUUCCUUAUUGAGGGCUUGUCUACAUGGUGCAGCAAAGUAUGCCAGAGGGUCAACUGGUGAAAGAGGAGAGUUAAGCUGUGGUUGGGCAUUUCUAAAACUCUUCGACUCCAGUGGAAUUCCAGUUUCUUCCAAGACAUACGAGCUUCUUUUGAAUGGUGGCACACCCUAUGAGCGGGGUGUUGAGGUGGACCCAUCAAUAUCAAGAAGAGCAAGCAGUGGUGUUUUCCAUCAGAUGAUAACACUGAAGAAACAGCCUCAACUUCUAGUGAAACUGAGAUCAUUAAGCACACGAUCAAAAGGCAUCCUGAAUCUGCUACCAGAAACAUUAAUUGGCAGUAUGUGCUACAUUCAUCUCUUGAUAUUUUAUCGACAAAUUCUCAGUGAUGUGCUGCUGAAGGACAGAAUAAGCAUGCAAAGUGCUGAUUUAAUCAGUAAUCCUAUUUUAGCAACUUUCCCCAAACUCAUGGAGCAGCCUGACCUUAUGGAUGCACUUAGGAGCGCUUGGGCAGAAAAGGAAAGCACAUUAAAGCGAUCAGAAAAGAGAGACCGAGAAUUUCUGAAGUCUGUGUUUUUCCUGGUGUACCAUGACUGUGUCUUCCCUCUUCUCCAGUCCACUUUCCUCCCGGAGCACAAGUGGGCAGACGAAGAGUCUGAAGCCUCGCGCUGGAAAGUGAUUGCUGACUUCCUGAAGCGGAACCAAGAAAAAGACAGUGCACUCUACUCUCUGCUCUCCUCAGAAAGUGUUCACAAAGCUUUCGAUAUUUCAGAGAUCGCAUACGACUUCCUAGGACAAGCGAGGAAGAGCAGUGCCUCAGUUUGAGUGGACUUUAAGGCACUUACACUGUCACGUGUACAAGACUAAAUUAAAAACAUAACUAAUCAUCUGACCAAAAUGAGACAGAAUUAUAUUCCCAUGUGGGCUGGGUUUAUUGUUUGUCCAAAGGAUAUUUUGCAAGCAAAUUGUAUUGUACAUCACAAUAUUUGCACGUCAUAAACUUUCUUUUUUACACAGCA